This is a messenger RNA of Dendrobium catenatum, 1824 nucleotides long. Its product is annotated as polyadenylate-binding protein-interacting protein 11. The record is from RefSeq and is a predicted model, not a curated record. Gene Ontology annotation, molecular function: RNA binding. The coding region runs from base 382 to 1545 and encodes 387 amino acids. Lineage: Eukaryota; Viridiplantae; Streptophyta; Magnoliopsida; Asparagales; Orchidaceae. The transcript is spliced from 10 exons.
CGCACCUUACAGUUCUUCAGUCUUUCGUAGCUUCUCCCACCUUCUCCGUAAUGGAGCCAAAGCAAGCGACAGAGUGAUCGAGAAAAAGAAUGCAAAGGCAAGAGAGAUUACAGAUGAGAUAAUCGGCUUUAACCGUAUUCAAUGUAAUUCUCCUCCUCCUCCAUCAACGCCCCGGCAUAACCUUCCUCGCAUUUAAUUUGAAUCAAAAUUUGUGAGCACAGUUGAAUUUCUCGGCCGUUUCUCUUUCUCCUCCUCGUCAUCUGUUGUUUGAUUCUCGUUGAUCUAUGGAAGACGAGGCGCUGGCAGUCUAGCAGUGGUUUCCUGCUCACUGUCAUCUAGUGAAGGCGGUAAGCGUAAGAGAAGCACCGAUCGGUUCCGAUCAUGGCCGUCGUGGAGAACGCUGACGGUUCUGAUAUAGGGAUGAGACUAGAGUCCUCUUUGACUCGCGACAUCGAUGGCGGCGGUGCAAAGGAGCACGAAAGCCGCCUUGUGACGUCGGCGGCUUCGCUGCAGAAGGGUCAUUUGGGAGCAGCGAGGUUAGCUGGCUCAUUUCUGCGUCCUUACCAGGACUCCUCUUUCUCGGGCUUCGAGAUUAAGGCUUUUCAACCCCGGCAACAGUGGGUUGGGCAUGCAGCGGCCGUCCAGUUGCGUAACGGUGGACGAAGGGGUAAUGAGGAAGGAUUUAAGAGGGACAUGAGAGAUCUGGAGGAGUUGCUGUCAAAGCUUAACCCGAUGGCUGAGGAGUUUGUGCCGCAGUCGCAUGUGAACCAUGGAGCUGGGGUUUUAUGGAGCGGCGGGGGCGGCAUCGACGCAGGCUUUUAUUCUAGCAGCUUCGGGCUACCUGUUGUUUAUCCAAAGGCGGCUCAUGCUAAUGACGGUUAUCCUAAUGGUAGCAGUGCCAAUGGUGAUAGGCGGAGGAAGACUGGUCACAGCCAAGGAAGGAGGCGAAUGAACAGCCGAACAAGUAUGGCUCAACAAGAAGAGAUAAUUAGAAGAACAGUCUACGUGUCUGACAUUGAUCAGCAGGUAACUGAAGAAGAGCUUGCAGCACUCUUUGUGAAUUGUGGACAGGUUGUUGAUUGUCGUAUAUGUGGUGAUCCAAACUCUGUUCUUCGAUUUGCUUUUGUAGAGUUUACUGAUGAAGAAGGUGCAAAUGCUGCCUUAAGUGUAUCAAGGACAUUGCUUGGGUUUUACCCCGUUAGAGUGCUCCCUUCAAAAACUGCAAUCGCACCUGUUGACCCAAAAUUCUUGCCAAGGUCUGAAGAUGAGCGUGAAAUGUGCACAAGGACCAUCUAUUGUACAAAUAUUGAUAAUAAGGUCAACCAAUCUGAGCUCAAACUUUUCUUUGAAAGAUCAUGUGGACCGGUGUAUCGCAUGAGGCUUCUUGGAGACUAUCAUCAUGCCACUCGCAUAGCAUUUAUUGAAUUUGCUAGGGCCGAGAGUGCAAUUGCUGCACUAAACUGUAGUGGCGCUAGAUUGGGGUCCUUGCUAAUAAGGGUGAGUCCUUCAAAGACUCCAGUGCGCCCUCGGGCAACUCGGACGUGAUGCAUAUAAAAGGUACUAGAUAGUUCUUCUAUUGCUUGUUUGGAUUUGAUUUGGUUUCUUUUGAUGUAUCUUAACAUAUCGGGAGGGUUUUCUUUUCAUUGGCAUGUCGAGUUUUGGUUGAAAUCUCAGAAAUUUAUCACAAACUGAUGUUUGAUUAGAUAGCUAUUGUCAAGCUUUUUGAGAUUUUUAGAUUUUUUUAUUGAACUUAUUCUAAGGUUUUCUUAUUGGUAAUAUACUAUUUAUGCAUUUUGGCCAAAUAGAUUACAAGUUGGGCUGCUA